This is a messenger RNA of Lachancea meyersii CBS 8951, 2292 nucleotides long. The record is from the annotation of a GenBank genome assembly. Lineage: Eukaryota; Fungi; Ascomycota; Saccharomycetes; Saccharomycetales; Saccharomycetaceae.
AUGCCCUCGGAGGAUAGAAAGAAGACGUGCAGUUUUGCUGCCAGAAGGACGACUCAGGCAUCAAUGACGAUGGAGAAAGCUAUUCAACAAGAUUUAGAUGGCUUAGGACCAGGUCCUUCCGAGUCCGUCGACGAAAUUCAGGGCAAAAACGAACAAAUCGUGGCGGAAGAUAAUAACAAUCACAACGAACCAAAAGUGCUGGAGAACGACAGCAAACAGGAUCCUGCAGUUGAUCAAAACAGCACCAACUCCCCUCAGGAGGAACCGGCUGCUGAAACUCAGAAGCCCGAAGUGUCCCAUGUUGUUGACAAGCACACGGUGGAAGACUCAUCAAAUGCAGACGAAAACUUCAUCCACGAAACACCGCAGGAGACUUUGAAAACUGAAGACACCUCUGGCAGCAAAGAAAAGUCUAAUGUCGAAUUGGAAUCAGGAAUCGCUGAAGUGGAGAAAGGUUCAGUUCAACCCGCCGAAAAUGGCAGACUGUCACCUAAAACAGAAGAAGAGACCCAGCAGUUAUUUGAGCCGCCCGUAUCGACUCCAAAUGGAGAAGAGCCAAAAGACCAAAGCAAAAACGAGACCGAAACGCCAGUUAAAGCUGGAGACAGUCAGACUGUAAAAGUUGCAAUGAAAAAGCCAGUCGAAAGUGAGGUCCCGGUCCAAAACGACGAAUCAGCAGAUUCAAGCGCCGAAAACAAUUUAGAUAACGCUGCAGUCACUACUGAUCAGCCAGAGCAGACAUCGCCGGUCAAAACCGAAACUUCGCAAGUGCUCGAAGACACGACAGCCAAGACAGCGGUCGAAACACCUACGGGCAAGCCGGCAGAGUUGGCCAUUCCACAAUCUCAUGAAAUCGUCAUACCCUCUUACGCACGCUGGUUUCAUCUGCAAAAAAUUCACUCUAUUGAAAAGCAGUCUCUGCCAGAGUUUUUCACUAACCGAAUCCCAUCGAAAACGCCACAGGUCUAUGUCAAGUAUCGUAAUUUCAUGGUCAAUUCAUACCGCCUGAAUCCUAACGAGUUUUUCACAAUGACUGCUGCAAGACGGAACUUAUGUGGUGACGCUGGCGCCAUCCUUAGAAUCCACAAAUUUCUCAUGAAAUGGGGUUUAAUUAAUUACCAAGUUGAUGCGAAGACCAAGCCCAGGCAAGCAGAGCCACCAUUUACAGGUGAUUUCACCACGAAACACGACGCACCCCGCGGGCUUUUUCCAUUCGAAAGUUACAAGCCCGCUAUUCAAAUCCCGGACCUAUCACGGUUGAAAAAACUUAUGCAUCAGAUAGACACAUCGCCUGGGGAAACUUCGGCUGAAGAAAAUUCGAGCGAAACCAAAGUGGAAAAUGACGGCGAGAAAAAGAGGCCAUCGGAGAACGAUUCUGAGUCAUUAAACCGCAAAUCGUCGAAAAUUCAGCGCUCCAAUGUACUCGACAUGGUCGACAAAGAUUGGUCAAAGGAGGACUUAGAAAAGCUCUUACAGGGCUUACAAAAAUACAAAAGCGACUGGCAAAGGGUGGCUCAUUUUGUUGGUAACAAAACUGCAGAACAGUGUAUAUUGAGGUUUCUCCAGUUGCCAAUAGAAGAUCCAUUUCUGCAAUCUAGAUGCAGUGAUGAACUAGGUCCUUUAAAAUAUGCGCCCCAUCUGCCCUUUUCUAAGGCUGACAACCCUGUGAUGUCUACUAUAGCAUUCCUCAUAGGUCUGGUAGAUCCGGACCUUGUCAAAAAAAUGACGGACCGAGCAAUAUAUUCGAUAGGACAAGACACUGAAAAAGCCAUAUCUCAAAAUGAAAACUACGUCAAAGAGGGCAGCGAAUUGGCACUAGCUACAUUAGGCGCCAGGUCGCAUGUUUUCGCCACUAAUGAGGAAAGACACAUGAAUGCUUUGGCUAAUGAAAUGAAUCAAAUUCAGAUGCAGAAAGUGAACUUAAAGCUGCAGCUACUGAGUACAUUGGAAAAAUCUUUGGAGAUGGAGAAGAAAGUCAUUCAAAAGCAGCAAGAAGACACUUUGAUACAACGACUUUCGUUGGCCAAACACUCCAACUCCGUAAAUGCCAAACUUCAGCAGUGCCUUGACGAUUUUGAUGACAAGACAAAAUUGCAAGCGCAUUUGGAUGAUCUCAAGGAGCUACAGAAUGAACCCGCCAGAACAAGCAUCGGGAAAGGCAUGUCUUCGACACCCGCGCCAGACGGCACACCAUACAGCCAAACGCAGAAGUCUCUUGACGACUUAAAAGACCCUUUUGUAAAGCCUGUGUCAGUGGAUGCUCCCCAGGCGUAUCGCUAUUGGUCUGGUUGA